GCGUGCGUGCGUGCGUGCGUGCUGUGCGUGUGUGUGUGUGUGUGCGUGUGUGUGUGUGUGUGUGUGUGUGUGUGUGCGUGUGCGUGUGCGUGUGUGUGUGUGUGUGUUUGUUUUUGUUUUUUCCCAAUUGUGUGUGCAUCCCCCGUUUUGCAUUAAGACAUCCGCACCUUUUAUGAUGCACAUUCCCUCCCCAAGAACCUUGUAAAAAAGCAGUUAAGGACAACCGCUGGAGUAGAGGUACAGAGGGUCAAGAGGAACAGCCAUAAGUUCACAAGCAUUCCAGUGGGCUGCUCCGGCAACUCAUAGUGAAAAAGAGUACGGCAAGAUUAAAAAGCGAUCCUGCAUUGAUACCGCAAUAUGAUCACGCUGGUUAUUUUAAAAUAAAUCUUACUUACCUAAUGCGCAAAAAAACGAUAUUGGAGACGCAGAUUUUGCAGCCGAUGAUAAUUGAAAAGAGUGUACAAGUCUUAAUUUUGAAUCUUAAUGGUUUGGAUAAUUGACACGGUGGAAGGGUUCGCGCGUCUCACUGCGCGCGCUUGGAUCAUCGGGACGCAACGUUAUCUGCAAUUAAAAGACGCUCACACGCGCGACUUGAGGUGAGGAGAAAUGAACAGCAGAACCUUUCACGAUUAUAUAACAAAAGCAUGUCAGAGACCGUGUGAAUAUGAUAUUUGGAUUCUGCAUGGGCUUAUCCGAAAUGCGCUGUGGGACUCCAGAGAUGUUGAAUAGUUGGAGAGUUGACUUGAUUCCAUAAAGAAAAGAGAGAAGCCGAAAAAGAUCGGAGAGGAUGUCUGGGGCAAAUGAAACCUUAAACACAGAGGAGAGCUUCAGAGUGGUCAUCCGUCUGUGUGCAUUAAACAGACCAGAAUAUUCUAUUCCAUUAGAUGAAUCCAGAACCUCCAUCCAAGUGACAGAUCGCAACAAAGUAGUUGUCGACAUUGGAAAAAACCACAAGCCUCAUAUUAUGGGUUUUGAUGAAGUUUUAGAUGAGGAGUCUUCCCAAAAAGAUGUUUACGAGUCAACGACAAAGUCUCUGGUUGAGUAUCUAAUGCAGGGUUAUAACGGUUGUGUAAUUGUUUAUGGGUCUCCGGGCAGCGGUAAGACUCACACAAUGCAGGGCAGCAGCGUCUCAUCCAAACACAGAGGCAUCAUCAGCCGUGCCGCUGAAGACAUCUUCACCUCCCCCAAAGCAUCUCACUGCAAAAUCAAAGUUUCAUUCUAUCACAUCUUCAAUGAAAAGAUUUUUGACCUUUUGGAUCCAAAGGGGAGUGAGGUUAUCUGGAUGCGUGACUGUGAGGAGGUGGUUCGCCUCGACGGCCUGACAGAGAUGGAGGUAAGCUCCGCCCAGGAUCUGCUGCAGGUGCAUCGCCGUGGCUCCGCCCUCAGACACACAGGUAUCUCAAAGGGGGAUUUUCCAAGCAGGUCCCAUGCAGUGUUCAACAUUGUGGUCAUUAACAAAAUGGCCCAGUCUCCUGGGGGAGUUUUAACUGCUAGCAAACUCACGCUGGUGGACCUGGCAAGCUCAGGAAAAUGUCGUAAUUCUGCGUCUCCCGGUGUGAAGAGAACGAUCAACACUACAAAUGACAACCCACAAGAGGCUAAGAUGCUAAAACGCUCCCUCACCAUAUUCGGAAAUGUGAUUUUUGCUCUCAGCUCUGUGGGGUGUCAGCAUGUACCAUACAGAGAAUCUAAACUGACCCGAGCUCUCAGAGACUGUUUGGGAGGAAACUGCCGGACGUGUUUAGUGGUGACCGUGUCGUCUCACUCGCCUUUGUCUGAGACUCUCAGCUCUCUGCAGUUUGCCUCCAGAGCCAUGGCCGUGCCUUCACGGCCCAUAUAUACAUCUCAGUUACAUUACACACCUGAACAGAUGUGUUCAUCUUAUCUAAAUGGAAAGAAAGAAGUGAAUCAUCUGAACAGACAGCAGGUUUUACCUCCGGUCGGAUCCGACAGAAGGUCCCAGACUUGCUCGCUCCCCAUCCUCUUGAGCUCAUGCAGUCCCUCUGAACCCAAACCCAGCUCAAGCCACUGUGGAGAAAUGCUGGAGCUCAGGUCUUUUCUCCCUCAGUUAGAGAAACCAGGUCAAACUGAACCAGGUGGGCGUUAUAGCCGUGGAUCUCGACCUGUGGAUGAAAGGAACAAAGCUGAUGCUAGACUGACCCGCUCCCUAUCUCGCUGCCUCUCUGGGGUUGUUCUCCAUGAUGCUGGAGGGAGUGAAAAACAUGCAAAAGUACUGGAGUUUUCACCUGGACCCCGGCAUUCUGUAGAGAGGCUCUCCAUGACGACUCUUGAACCCUCUGUAGCAUCUUCAACCGCCGUGGAGUGUCCCAACUGUAGCCGGGAGCGAAAGAUCAGAGAGGAAUACGAUAAGAUUAUCGUUCAGGCCAGAAGAGACAAAGAUGCUUUGAGUCAAAAACUAUUAGAACUAGAGAACGAGCUGAAGAGGAGAGGAAAAGAGGAGAGAGACGAUGAAGCAACCAGGGAAACAAAAUUAAAUGGACUUACAGAGAAAGCAGGACCUAACAGCAGGACAUCAGAUGUCUCAGAAGGUCUAAAGACUGCAGAGGUGUGUGUGCAAACAGAAGCAGAUGGUUUGAAAGCAGAUUUGUGUGUGUGUCGUGAAAGAGAGAAGUUCCUGAUAGAGACAUUGCAUUCUGAGAGACAGAGAACGACCCAGGACACUCAAGAACUGUACGUCCAGCUCAACAGAGUACAAGAGCAAAACAACCAGCUCAUGUCAACACUUCACAAGCAGCGGGAGAACCUUCUGGCAGAACUGCAAAGCAGCAGAGAGGAGCUUGAAAAACAAGAGAAUGCAUCUCUUACCAUUAACCAGCUCAGGACUGAAAAGGGUGAAUUAAUGUCACAUUUAGAGGACACCAAAAGUUCCUAUGAAAAGGUGUGUAUGGAGAAUUCCAGUUUGAGACAAAAACUGAAGUCAUUUCUGAGGGAGAUCAACUCUGCACCCUUCAGCGGGUCCAGUGGUGCAGACACAGAUACACAUAUGCACACGGUCACAACAAAUACUGAGAUGAUCGUUGUAUCGCACCAUGUGUCUCAGCAGGGCCCUGCAAGUCCCAAGCAAGGAAGCCAAUGUUGCUUCAGUCAGUUUCAACAUCCUGAGAUGGAGUCUGAAACCACAAACAGUAGCGACUGUGAACGGCAUCUGUAUAAACCCAAAAACCUGUACAAGCAGUUGAGGAGAGAACACAGUCUGCUGCUGGACGUGAUGUUGGUUCUGUACAGGAGAGAGUGGUUCCUUCAAGAUGCCAUACCAUACGUAAGGCGUACACUCAGGAAGUGUGGACUAAAGCCUGAAGAUAUAGACUAAUGACUCUGUGCUUGUACAGUAUGUGUGUGUGAGCUCCUGGCUGUGGGAAAAGCUGGCCCUGCGUAGGGGAUGAAUGUAGGACCAAUCUCUCUCUCUGUUCCUCUUUC
Messenger RNA from Triplophysa rosa, 3438 nucleotides. Its product is annotated as kinesin-like protein KIF22. The coding region runs from base 788 to 3331 and encodes 847 amino acids. The transcript has 23 exons. Gene Ontology annotation, cellular component: kinesin complex; microtubule. Gene Ontology annotation, biological process: microtubule-based movement. NCBI's taxonomy places the organism in Eukaryota, Metazoa, Chordata, Actinopteri, Cypriniformes, Nemacheilidae. The record is from RefSeq and is a predicted model, not a curated record. Gene Ontology annotation, molecular function: microtubule binding; ATP binding; microtubule motor activity.